AUUUCUAGAAGGCCGGAGGGAGAGGCGCGCGAGAAGCAGGAACAAGCAUUCCACAGUCCGCAGUGAGAUUAUAUGCCACCGAGGAGACGACUCAGAGCUGAGAUCAGAUGCGCCGACGAUCUCCAACCCGUUAAGGAAAGGUUCAGCGAUGGCCAUUCUUUGAAAGGCUGCAAGCGACGUAGGUUGACCAUGGAUAUUGAUUAGGAAAAAUAUUUGUGUUUAUUGAACACAGUUGAAAAAAAAAAAAACGAUUGGAGUGGGUGGUGGUUUCAUUUCUCAGUUCACACCAGAGGAAGAAUGCUGGCUGGGGGCACUAGAGAUGAAAGGUAAACAAUGAUGUGCUUGGUUUUUAUCUUGAUUUGGAGCACUAUGCAAGACCUGCUCAGAUGGCCUCGUCGCAGGAGAGAUCAUGGCAUUUCACUGGUAUAUUACCUAGAGGAUGCCUGCUUUCCACACGGUUUUUGGUAAUGCUAUCUAAAGUCCUGUUACAUUAACCAAUACUAUUAGCAAAUGGAUGAAAUCUUGCUGAAGUUUCUGUGAGCCCUGUCAUUCUGGAAAUUGCAAUGACAGAAUGACAGAUGAAACUCCCAUGUUACAUGGAAUACAUAAAUAUUGUAAAGACAACUAAAAACGCUGCUGAACAACUCAUUAAAAUCAACCAGCUACUUGCGGAGUUGACUCGCUCACACCAUAACUCAGCCUCUGUCCAGUUAUUUGUCCAAAUUCACUCUUCCAACUAUCUCAAACCAGACCAUUUUACCCUCUCUAGCACCCUGACUGCAUGUGCCAAUCUUCGCAACACUGCAUCUGGUAAUCAGCUUCAUGCCUAUUCCAUCCAAACAGGUCUCAAAGCCUAUACACAUGUUGGAAAUACUCUCCUUUCCUUCUAUGCAAAAUCAAAAGACUUAGUUUCUGUGCAACGGGUAUUCAGUGAAAUUGAAAAUCCAGAUGUAUACUCAUGGACAACUCUGUUGUCAGCUUGUACCAAGUUAGGGCAAAUUGGUUAUGCUUGCCACUUAUUCAAUCAAACACCCCGGAUGAUCCCUGUAGUGUGGAAUGCAAUAAUCACAGGAUGUGCAGAGAAUAAGCAUACAGAGAUUGCUUUGAACUUGUUUCGGGAAAUGCACCAAUUGGGUGUUAGACAUGACAAGUAUACUUUUGCUAGUGUUCUCAGCUUGUGUUCUCUGGAGUUGCUGGAUUUUGGAAGGGAGGUGCAUACACUGGUCAUCAAAACUGGGUUUUUGGUUAGAGCUUCUGUUAUUAAUGCUCUGCUUACAGUGUAUUUCAACUCGGGAAAAGUUGCAGAUGCAUAUGAGGUAUUUGAAGAAGCAGAAUCCACAGUACAUGAUGAUAUUACUUUUAAUGUGAUGAUAGGUGGCCUAGCAAGCGUGGGAAGAGAUGAGGAGGCCCUGAUAAUGUUUAAAGAAAUGCAAGAAGCUUGUCUCAGACCCACUGAACUGACUUUUGUUAGUGUUAUGAGCUCAUGUUCAUCUGCAAGAGUUAGCCAUCAAGUACAUGCACAAGCCAUCAAGAUGGGUUUUGAAGCUUGUACUCCUGUAAGUAACGCGGCAAUGACCAUGUACUCCAGUUGUGGGAAUUUACAUGCUGCUCACAUGGUUUUUGACAGACUGGAAGAGAAGGAUCUCAUCUCAUGGAAUAUCAUUAUUAUGAACUAUGUUCAGGGGAAUUUCUAUAGAUUGGCAAUCUUGGCUUUCCUGCAAAUGCAAAGAGCAGGGAUAGAACCAGAUGAGUUCACUAUUGGAAGUCUGUUAGCAAGCUCAGAGUCCUUAGAGAUUGUGAAGAUGUUUCAAGCCCUUGUAUCAAAAAAUGGGUUGAACUCAAAAAUAGAAGUUUCCAAUGCACUUGUCUCUGCUUUCUCUAAGCAUGGUCAAAUAGAGCAGGCCUAUCAAGUAUUCAAUAACAUGUCUUCCCCUAAUUUGAUCUCCUGGAAUACAAUAAUUUCUGGGUUCCUGUUUAAUGGAUUUCCAUUGCAGGGCUUAGAGCAGUUUUAUGAGUUGUUGAUGUCCACACUCAAACCCAAUGCAUACACUCUCAGCAUUGUUUUGAGCAUUUGUGCUAGCAUUUCAGCCUUGAGACAUGGAAAACAGAUUCAUGGCUAUAUCCUUAGAUCUGGGGUUUUUUCAGUUACAUCUUUGGGAAAUGCCCUCAUUACAAUGUAUGCAAAGUGUGGGGAUUUAGAUUGGUCAUUGAGGAUUUUUAAUGUGAUGAAUGGAAGAGACAUAGUCUCUUGGAAUGCCAUGAUCUCUGCUUAUGCACAGCAUGGGAAAGGAAAAGAAGCUGUCCAUUUUUUCAAGGCAAUGCAAGAUUCAGGUGGAGUGAAACCAGAUCAGGCUACCUUCACAGCAGUUCUUUCAGCUUGUAGUCAUGCAGGCUUAGUUGAUGAUGGAACUAGGAUUUUCAACUCCAUGGUAAAUGAUUACGGGUUUGAGCCUGGAGCAGAUCAUCUUUCUUGUAUUGUUGACCUUCUUGGUCGAGCUGGAUAUCUUGAAGAGGCAGAAAGACUGAUAAACAGUAAGCAUUUGAAAAUAGUUUCCAGUAUCUGGUGGACAUUGUUCAGUGCUUGUGCAGCUCAUGGUAAUUUAAGGCUUGGAAGGAUUGUUGCUGGGUUUCUCCUUGAAAUUGAACAAAAUGAUCCAGCAGUAUAUGUGCUUUUGUCAAAUAUUUAUGCGGCUGCAGGUCAAUGGGAAGAAGCCGCUAACACAAGGGACUUGAUGCAGAAAACCAGGGUGGCGAAGCAACCUGGAUGCAGUUGGAUUGGGUCAUAAGACCUUCUAGAGCAAUUACUAAGUGAGAAUGAGAAGGCAUCUCAGUCUUUUCCAAGAUAUAAGCUGGGUAUCUGAAGAAGAACCAUCACCACUGCCAGAGACGUAAAUUUGUCAAGAGAUCCAUCAUCGGACAAUUCUGGCUAGUUGAUGUCGUGGCAUGGACAUCAUCAUUAUUGGCACUGUCAUCAUGUUUCACCUUUGGCUUCAUUUUCAGCAAGGAGUGGAAGAUGGCCAUGACAGCCGCAGGAAUCAGGCCUUUAGCCACCUAACUGAAAUAGGAUAAGCUGUGGCAAGGCCAAAUGAGCAGGCACAAACUGGGGGAGGAUGGACAGAGAGUGAAAAUGACAGACCUUACGGUGCCAUUUGGUCUCAAACUUUUUGAAUUGGGCUUGAAGGUAUGCAGGAAAUUUAGCUCGCAUCUUUUUUCGUACUUCUAGUGAUUGCGAGGAGCUCCCAUGAUGACAUUGCACAUAGAAUGAAAGAAAAGUUGCAACUCUUUCCCAA
Molecule: messenger RNA, 3290 nt
Organism: Vitis riparia (riverbank grape)
Lineage: Eukaryota; Viridiplantae; Streptophyta; Magnoliopsida; Vitales; Vitaceae
Product: pentatricopeptide repeat-containing protein At3g49740
Exons: 6
Coding region: 579-2786 (735 amino acids)
Biological process (GO): RNA modification
Molecular function (GO): protein binding; RNA binding
Source: RefSeq, a predicted model, not a curated record